Messenger RNA from Glycine soja, 711 nucleotides. Its product is annotated as U-box domain-containing protein 13-like. The transcript has a single exon. Gene Ontology annotation, cellular component: cytoplasm; nucleus. NCBI's taxonomy places the organism in Eukaryota, Viridiplantae, Streptophyta, Magnoliopsida, Fabales, Fabaceae. Gene Ontology annotation, molecular function: protein binding. Bases 1 to 711 code for a protein of 236 amino acids. The record is from RefSeq and is a predicted model, not a curated record.
AUGCUGAUUGCUGAAGCGGGUGCUAUACCCCACCUUGUUGAUCUCCUCUAUGCACCUGAUGCUGGCACCCAAGAGCAUGUAGUUACUGCUCUCCUGAACUUGUCUAUCAAUGUGGAUAAUAAAGAGCGCAUCAUGGCUUCAGAGGCUGUGCCAGGCAUCCUUCAUGUGCUAGAAAAUGGUAGUAUGGAAGCUCAGGAAAAUGCAGCAGCCACCUUUUUCAGCCUCUCUGGGGUGGAUGAGAACAGAGUGGCAAUUGGUGCGUCUGGAGCAAUCCCAGCAUUAGUUACUCUAUUUUGUGAGGGAAGUCAAAGAGGGAAGGUGGAUGCCGCAAAAGCACUAUUCAAUCUGUGUUUAUCCCAAGGGAACAAAGGACAAGCAAUUAGGGCUGGUAUUGUCCCUAAGUUGAUAGAAAUGCUAACAGAACCUGAUGGGGAUAUGAGGGAUGAGGCAAUGACAAUAAUGGCUGUAGUGGCUAACCAUUCUGAUGGACAAGCAGCAAUUGGAUCUAUGAAUGUUGUAUCCACUUUGGUGGAAUUAGUCAGUAACAGAUCUCCUGGGAACAAAGAGAAUGCAACUUCAGUGUUGCUUCUCCUAUGUAAUGGAGACCCUUUUUAUUUGUCCAUUGUCAGUUCACUUGGGUUGGUCAAUCCUCUCUUGGACCUGGCAGGAAAUGGUUCAGAAGGGCCAAGCGGAAAGCUUCCCAGCUUCUAG